Molecule: messenger RNA, 513 nt
Organism: Podarcis lilfordi (Lilford's wall lizard)
Lineage: Eukaryota; Metazoa; Chordata; Lepidosauria; Squamata; Lacertidae
Source: the annotation of a GenBank genome assembly
AUGCUGUCUUCGAAGGCAGGCCGGGCACCUCCAGCGCAAGGCGCGCUCCCUCUCCACCUCCUCCUCCUCCGCCUCGCCUUCGUCGUCCGCAGGCGCAGCGCCGACGGCUCUCGGCUGCGCUGCGCCACGAGGGCUGCCCCGCCGCCGGCGCUGCUCCGGCUGCUUCGGAAGCGCGCUCGGGGCCCGACGAGGCGGCGGUGGGCGGGCGAGAGGCCGGCGGCAGCUGCCACCCGGUGCGCUCCUGCCGGCGGGCGCGACCCCAUGCGGGCGCCGGGCUGCCAGAGGAGCAGCGAGAGCAGCGCCCCCUGCAGCCGGACCCUCUCCCUGCCACGGCCCCGCUGCCGUCGGGCGGGCGCCCGCAGCCUCCUCGCGCCGCCGCCUCGGAAGCCGCCUCCCGCCCCGAAGUGGCUCCGCCGGGGUGGUGGCGGUGCUCCUCCUGCUCCCCGUCGUCGUCGUCUGCCGGCCCGGUUGAUCCCGAGAGCGGCGCAGGGAAUCCGGCUGCUGCCCCACUAG